AUGCCUAUUGUUGAUCGUCAGUCUAAUCGAAUAGACCUUAGUCAUCAAAAUGGUGCAGUAGACGCAUCUGUUCUGGAACAUUUACGUCACGCACUGCAUCUCAAUAGUUUUUUUUUUCACUUAGACCUUUCUUACAACACGCUUGACAGUGAAUCUGCUUCUAUGCUAUGUACGAUCUUUAAAGAUAAAAACUCUCUUAAAACUUUUUCUCUUGGGUCGUGUGGUAUUACGGAUAAAAUGUUCACGUUUCAGCUUGUUCCUGCUCUUUGCGCGCGUGAGGUGCCGAUUUUAUUACUGGAUCUAAGCAAAAACGAUGGUAUUACGGAUAAAAGUAUUGACGCGCUUUGUCACUUUCUGCAGGUCGCUAACAUACUGGAUUUACGACUGUCCGGCACUAAAAUUAACCCUAAGAGCGCGAAAGUCCUUCUUAAGGCACUCGAGUCCAAUACCACACUCGAACACCUCGAGCUACCCUUUACGGUUGGGUUUGGGGUGCUAAAUCGCGCAAAAGUGUUGCUGCGUCGGAAUUUGCGUCUAGCCAAAGACGUGAACCAUUUGGAGCUUGAGGACAACACCAAGGCACUUGUGCGACAUGAGGUCACGCCGUUGGGUUCGCCAAGCAACGACGCGCUGUUGGGAGAUGGCAUGUUCAAUAAAUUUUCUGCUAUAAGGAAUCUUCCCAGUUUACAGAAUGGCUCAUUUAUGCGAGGUCUUGAUACCUUCAAUCGUCCACGAAAAGUUUCCAUUCCAACUUCGAGCUCGGAUGCCAUCUUUUUUGGUGGCAACGGAAAGGCCACCAGAUCGCAAUUAGCACUUGCCAACCUUGAAAAAAAUUAUACUGCCAGGGAGACUACUGAUCGCAUUUUUUUACGUGGCAAGGUGAUGCCGCAUUCGAACCAGGGGUUGGAGCGACGAGGGCCGUACUGGCGGCAGCGCCUACAAGAUGUCUACGAUACCUUAAAUCUUAGCGAUCCAGUCUCUACUCCAGUUUCCUAUUGGGCAGAUCCCGCCUUAAACCGCUCCUUAAAAUGUCUUUGCUUUCUGGAAGGAACGCUAUAA
This is a messenger RNA of Phytomonas sp. Hart1, 1059 nucleotides long. Lineage: Eukaryota; Euglenozoa; Kinetoplastea; Trypanosomatida; Trypanosomatidae. The record is from the annotation of a GenBank genome assembly.